Molecule: messenger RNA, 2314 nt
Organism: Hylaeus anthracinus
Lineage: Eukaryota; Metazoa; Arthropoda; Insecta; Hymenoptera; Colletidae
Gene: Pez
Product: tyrosine-protein phosphatase non-receptor type 14
Exons: 7
Coding region: 591-1889 (432 amino acids)
Cellular component (GO): cytoskeleton
Molecular function (GO): cytoskeletal protein binding; protein tyrosine phosphatase activity
Source: RefSeq, a predicted model, not a curated record
AAAUGGUAUGCAAUCAAUUUUCUUAAAAUCAGCGACUCCUUCUACAUAAUGCGUCCAGUGAAUUUUGUUAAUACUGAUGUAUCUAGGGAAUUUUGUUCACUUGAUCUAGUGUCACUUGAUUGUAUUCGAUGCUUCUAUUUAAUUCCAGAAUAACAUAAACAGAGCACAGAAAUAUAAGAUAAAUGACAAUGACCUUAUUAGAAUGUAGUAUCAAUGAUUAACUCCAUGCAAUUGAAGAAAAUUUAUUAAAUCUAGUUGGAAAACAUUUAAGAAAAUACCCGAAUUUUAUGGAAUUCCAUUAAAACCGACUUCAAUUGCAUUUGUAAUCCUACUAUGGUCUCUUUGGGCAUAUUUAAUAAUUAAUCUAGCUCGUAUAAAGAUUUACUACGAUUAUUUUCAAGUUUAUUUUAGUUUUAAUUUUUAUUAAACCCUCAGUGGGAAGACUGUGUGCCAUAAAUUUGUAACUAGAUUUAAUGACGUGAGAAACGAGGUUAGAAAUGCUUUCGAUUUGUUAAUCCGGAAAAAUAAUACAUUUUUCAUGCUCGGCAGAGUGGAAUGUACAACAUAGUUCGUUCAAGUGUAUAAUUAAGAUGCCGUUUAAAUUUCACCUGAAGAAAAGUCGUCAAUAUAACGUGGUUUCCAAGAAUCAAUAUGUGAUCUGUGUGGAGCUAUUGGAUACCACUACCAUAGAAUGUACACUAAGCAUCGACAGUCUUGGUCAAGAAUGCUUGGACAAUGUUACACAACGUUUAGGAUUGGGACAGCCAGAAUUCUUUGGCCUGCGUUAUAUUUCUAGACAUGAUUCUCCACCAGCAAGAUGGGUAGAUGUAGACAAACCAUUAAAGAAACAGCUCGAAAAAGAGGCAAAAAAUUUUAGUCUCUAUUUGAGAGUUAUGUACUAUGUAACAGAUGUGCAACUACUUCAAGAUGAAAUGACAAGAUAUCAUUAUUACCUUCAAUUGAAAAGUGAUGUACUGGAAGGAAGAUUUCAUAGUAAUUCUAGACAAGCUACCCUCUUAGCUAGCUAUUCUAUGCAAGCAGAGUUUGGUAAUUAUGAUGCUGAAAGACACUCUAUGGAAUGCUUACAACAGUGUACAUUAUUUCCUAAGGACGUUAUCCAGGCAGAUCCUGGAGGUUUAGAUUCUCUUUUGCAUACUGCUGUAUGCCAAUACAAGAAUCUGAUUGGUGUUACCCAAGCUGCAUCAGAGGAAUUGUAUAUUUCUAUUGUUAUGCAGUUAGAGGGUUAUGGAAAUGAAACAUUCUCUACUAAGGACAAUGGUAAUAACGAAGUAAUACUUGGCAUUUCCAUCAAUGGGAUUAUGAUUGUUUAUCCAAGCACACAAACAACGCAAUUCUGCAGAUGGAAAGACAUAAGUAACGUAAUUAAUCACAAGAAGACAUUUAGAAUAGAAUGUCAAGCUGAGAAUGAAGAUGCAAAACAGUUUAUAUUUAACGAAUCGCGCAAUGCGAAGUAUGUUUGGCGCUUGUGUAUAGCACAACACACGUUUUACAUGCAACAUCAAGAAUUUCGUCCAUUGGAACGAUCGGCUAACGGAUAUUUCGAUAGCGACACAAACGAUUCAGGAGAUCAUGCAGUAUCUGUAAACCUAGAUAACAGGAACACGGAGGGACACACGCGAUGGACAAGUUACAAUGAUCUUUCGACAUCACCCUAUCCCCCUGUAGUGUCCGUGUCGUCCACGGACAUAAAUAACUUACGUGCCUUACUUCCGUCAUAUAGACCCGCACCUGAUUACGAAACUGCCGUCCAAAUGAAAUACAACAACGGAGGGAACCCUCCACAACCUUACUAUGCUAAUCAAUCGACGAUCGUUGGCGCAGAUCUUUCGUGCCUUCUCAGUAACGUUGUUAAUCGAAGUAGAUAUUAAAUUUUCUAAUGUAUUAUAAAUACUAACAAACAAGGUUGUAUCGAGCAAAAAAGGAAAGUCGUAUCGAGUAUUAUAAGUGCUUUGAAGAUGCAGUAUUCUCCAACAAUCAUUCACACACACUUUUUCAAAAAGUACUAGGAAAUUCUGUGGAGAUUAAUAACAAAGACUGACACGCACAACUCUACACACUGUUCAUUCUCCAUUCUAUGCAAUCAAUGUAUAAAUGUACCACUUCUGAAGGGUAAUGUUUCAGUAUGUUGUGAAGAACAUAUCUUAAUUAUUCAUUAAUAUUGUGAACAAUGUCAUAAUUUAUGUUAUAUUCACAUAGUACUGUAUUGUAAAUACAUGUUAAUCCUAUUUUUUUAAUCAGUAUGUUUAAGAAACUACAAUGUAUUUAUUGUUGUAACAAAAAUAAAAAUUUCGUA